CCCAUCUUCUCCAUCAAACUUGUGGUUUGUUGAUCACCACACAAAUAAUUUCCCUAUGAAACAAAAACAAGAAGUUUCAUCAGUCUUCAUGUCCAUACUAAAACUACCAAUAUAUAUAGGUCUAUUUGUAUACAUCAGACACCAAUAUAUACAUAAACAGCAAGAAACAAAAACCAGACAUAAAACAUCAUCAAAAAAAUAAUACAUAAAUGGCAUCAUCUGUAAAUCAAUUGCUACACCCAUUUCAUAAUAAUCGCAACAACUUAUUAAUUUCAAAAAAUUACCCAUCUUUUUUGAAGCAAACCCAGUUAAAAGAUUCAAUCAAAUACCCAUCCUCAAGAAUUAGAGCUGUGGCAUCUGGUCUUGUUGAGACUGUUUCGGAAGCAAUCACCCAGCUUCAAGAUUCAGGGGAAGUUGAUGUAUUUGCAUGUCCUGUUUGUUUCGAACCACUUAUAAGAAAAGGCCCUCCCGGUUUCAAUGUGCCGGCUAUCUACCGUUCCGGUUUUAAGUGUAAAAAGUGCAAUAAGUCAUAUUCAAGUAAAAACAUCUAUCUUGAUCUCACUGUAACUGCUGGAGCAAAAGAAUAUGUUGAAGCUCAGCCAUCUCGGACAGAGUUAUUUAGGAGCCCACUGGUUUCAUUUCUUUAUGAACGUGGAUGGCGUCAAAAUUUCAACAAUAGUGGUUUUCCUGGUCCUGAUGAGGAGUUCAAAAUGGCUCAGGAGUACUUCAAGCCAGCAGAAGGUGGAACGUUAGUAGAUGUUAGCUGCGGAAGCGGUUUGUUUUCACGUAAAUUCGCAAAAUCAGGCACCUACUCAAAAGUUGUAGCUCUUGAUUUUUCUGAAAAUAUGCUUCGUCAAACUUACGACUUUAUCAAAGCUGAUGAUGCAAUUCUAGGCUCAAAUCUUGCACUUGUAAGGGCAGAUGUUUCCAGGCUUCCAUUCUCGUCAGGUUCAGUUGAUGCUGUACAUGCUGGUGCAGCUUUGCAUUGUUGGCCAUCUCCUUCUAAUGCAAUUGCUGAAAUCAAUCGUAUAUUGCGAAGUGGUGGUGUGUUCGUUGGGACAACAUUUUUAAGAUCAACGUCAUCAACUCCUGCAAUACUGAGACCUUUUGGGCGGAGUCUUGCACGGACGUAUGUUAAUUUGACGGAGGAAGAGAUUGAGGAUUUGAUCAAAUCAUGUGGUCUUACCAACUACACACGCACAGUUCGGCAAGCUUUCAUUAUGUUUUCUGCACAGAAGCCCUAAAAGCUUGGUUAAUUAGUCAUUCCUUGUACCUGAUACCGUCCUAAAAAAGCAAAAGGAGAGAGCUUCAGUUGCUACUUAUGGGCAUGUACAAAUAGGAAAGUCAAAGCUAGAACACUUAAAGUCAGAGUUAAUACUUUUCAGUUUGUAUAAAUACUUGUAAUGUCAAAUAUCUUUUAAUGUACGCUAUUGUGGAUUCACAGGAGAUUAUAGAAGACAACAAAAAUAUCAUAAUACGCUUUUUCUGAUCAGUGUUCAAUAAAAAGACUUCAUUUUGACCUUUUGAAA
Erigeron canadensis is the source of this 1529-nucleotide messenger RNA. RefSeq lists its product as uncharacterized. The record is from RefSeq and is a predicted model, not a curated record. Lineage: Eukaryota; Viridiplantae; Streptophyta; Magnoliopsida; Asterales; Asteraceae. The transcript has 8 exons. Gene Ontology annotation, molecular function: S-adenosylmethionine-dependent methyltransferase activity. The coding region runs from base 210 to 1244 and encodes 344 amino acids.